Messenger RNA from Apaloderma vittatum (bar-tailed trogon), 245 nucleotides. RefSeq names its product transmembrane protein 14C-like. Gene Ontology annotation, cellular component: mitochondrial membrane. The transcript is spliced from 3 exons. NCBI's taxonomy places the organism in Eukaryota, Metazoa, Chordata, Aves, Trogoniformes, Trogonidae. Gene Ontology annotation, biological process: regulation of heme biosynthetic process. The annotation marks the transcript as partial. The record is from RefSeq and is a predicted model, not a curated record.
GCAGCGUCCCGUCUCUCGCUGCUGGCCUUCUCUUCGGUGGCUUAGCAGGACUAGGCGCUUACCAGCAGUCCCGAGACCCGAAGAAUGUAUGGCUCUCCCUCGUGGCAUCUGGAACCCUGUCAACUGUUAUGGGAAUGAGGUUUUACAACUCCAGAAAAGCAAUGCCUGGGAUAAUUGCUGGUGCCAGCCUACUGAUGGUUGGACGGCUUGGAUUGCAGAUCAUGGAAAAGCCUCUUCAGCCAUAA